AUGUCGGACAAUACAAACGAGAAGAUGGCAACCACAUCUGCUGACUCCGCUGGCUCCGCUCGCACCGACACUCCGCCACCGGGGAUCGUUGGGGAAGAGGUCAAGCCCUUGGGCAAACCGUGGAUGUAUAAGAGACUCAAACUUGGUCCUGUCACUCUCCCUGCAUAUGCCAGUCCCGAGUUCCAGAUCGUUUUCGUCGCGUUCGUCUGCUUCCUAUGCCCUGGCAUGUUCAAUGCGGUCAACGGCCUCGGUGCUGCCGGUCUAGUCAGCGCCCAUGAUAUCAACAACGCCAACACAGCUCUUUACUCGACCUUUGCGAGUGUCGGGUUCUUUGCAGGCAGUAUCGCAAACAGAAUUGGUCUCCGCUUGACUUUGGGUUUUGGAGGGUUUGGAUACACUCUCUACAUCGCCUCGAUCUUGUCGUACAACCACAACCAAAAUACCGGUUUCCUCUAUUUCGCAGCUGCCCUGCUGGGUAUCUGCGCCGGUCUGCUUUGGACCGCCCAAGGCGCGAUCAUGAUGUCCUAUCCUCCUGAACAGUCCAAGGGCCGGUACAUUGCCGUCUUCUGGAUGAUCUUCAAUCUCGGCGCCGUUAUUGGCGGCUUGGUGCCUUUGGGAGAGAACAUCCAUUCCAAGAGCAAUUCGGUCAAUGAUGGGACUUACAUUGCCUUCAUCGUCCUCAUGGCUGCUGGCUUCAUUCUUGCAGGUUUCCUGUGCAACCCGCUUCUCGUCCAGCGGUCUGACGGGUCCCGUAUCAUCUUGAUGAAACAUCCAACCUGGAAAUCCGAGAUUUUUGGCCUUUUCGAGACCCUCCGCUCAGACUGGUACAUUCUCUUCCUGUUCCCUAUGUUCUUCGCCAGCAACUGGUUCUAUACCUACCACUUCCAAGAUGUCAAUCUGGCCAAAUUCAACAUCCGAACUCGUGCCCUCAACAGCGUCUUGUACUACAUCAGCCAAAUAAUCGGCGCAUGGGUCUUCGGUUUUGGUCUCGACACCACAUACUUCCGUCGCUCUACACGCGCCAAAAUGGCCGUCGGUAGCCUGUUUGUGCUCACCUUCGUCAUCUGGGGCGGUGGCUACGCCUUUCAGAAGCAGUAUAAUCGUGCAGAGGUAUCUGCCGACGGCUACGUCAAACUCGACUGGACCGACUCCGGCUAUAUUGGUCCUAUGUUCCUCUUUAUGUUCUACGGAUUCUACGAUUCGGUGUGGCAGACCACCUCAUACUGGCUCAUGGGCUCGCUGACCAACAACGGUCGCAAGCUUGCCAACUUCACUGGCUUCUACAAAGGCAUUCAAUCUGCCGGUGCCGUCAUCUCCCCUGUCCUAGACUCAAACUAUGUGGCCUACAUGACCCAGUUCGCUGUCAACUGGGGUAUGCUUGCUGGCUCACUGGUUGUCGCCGCUCCCGUCAUCUGGCUCAAGGUCCAAGAUACAGUAAAUAUCGAGGAGGACUUGAAGUUCACCGACGAAACCUUGGCUGACGUUGCCCCGCCAAGUGCGAUCGUAGGUGCAGAAGGAAUGAUGAGCGAAAAGGUCGCGUCGGGGGUUGUUCACUAG
Messenger RNA from Capronia epimyces CBS 606.96, 1557 nucleotides. RefSeq lists its product as uncharacterized. The transcript is spliced from 2 exons. Gene Ontology annotation, molecular function: transmembrane transporter activity. The coding region runs from base 1 to 1557 and encodes 518 amino acids. The record is from RefSeq and is a predicted model, not a curated record. Gene Ontology annotation, biological process: transmembrane transport. NCBI's taxonomy places the organism in Eukaryota, Fungi, Ascomycota, Eurotiomycetes, Chaetothyriales, Herpotrichiellaceae.